GCGUGCUGCCCGCGGGGACCUCCCACUCCCUUCGGUCCUGCUGCUGCCGGACGCGGAACGGGGCUCCCUGGGGAUUCCGUCGGACGCCGCUAUUUGCACGCCGAGGGCCAGGGGCUCCCCACGCUCUCUGAGGCUUUUGUGCGGUCAAGCCGGUGGCGCUUUGGUGUGGAAGAUGGCACACGGCACAGGGGCCUUUUUCUCCACCUGCAGACUAGCGGGUGAGCACGUAUGACACACAUUUGAGGUUUGUGUCUGCUACCCCAAAGUCAAGAAAUUACCUCCUUGGAAGGCAACAAUACUAUGCAUGUUAUGAAUUGUGUCUCCUUGGUCAGUGAUAAAGAAAAUGGGACUACCGCCACAGCAGCUGGAUUCAUGAUUGAGCAGACGCCACCACCCCCUCCUCCUCCUCCACCACCCCCUCCACCUCCACCAUGCCCAUCACAUUCAGCGGAAGGGUUUUCUCCCUCUCCGCCUCCCCCUCCCCCACAUCCACUCCCCGAGGGGCCUCUGGGCCCUCCUCCUCCUCCAGGACUGCCCCCAACUUCUCAUGUGAAUGGCUACAGCCACAUCGGUAAGAAAAAGCGGAUGAGAAGCUUUUUUUGGAAAACCAUUCCAGAGGAGCAAGUACGUGGCAAAACCAACAUCUGGACCUUGGCAACCAAGCAGCAGCAUCAGUACCAGAUCGAUGCGAAGACUGUGGAGGAGCUCUUUGGGCAGCAGGAAGAUGCCACCAAGCCUUCCGUUUUCCGGAGAGGAGGACCUGUGAAUUCGUCCUUCCGGGAAGCAAGAGAGGAGAUUACUGUCUUGGAUGCAAAGCGGAGCAUGAACAUUGGGAUAUUUCUUAAACAAUUUAAGAAGUCUCCUCAGUCCAUUGUAGAAGAUAUCCAUCAAGGAAAGAGUGAGCAUUAUGGAUCAGAGACAUUGCGAGAAUUUCUUAAACUUUUGCCAGAGUCAGAGGAGAUACAGAAAUUAAAAACAUUUAGUGGCGAUGUGUCCAAGCUCUCGCUGGCGGACUCCUUUCUGCACUGCUUAAUUCAGGUGCCAAACUAUUCACUUCGGAUUGAAGCCAUGGUGCUAAAAAAAGAGUUUUUACCCUCUUGUUCUUCUCUGUACAAGGAUAUAACAGUUCUAAGAACUGCUAUAAAAGAGCUCAUGUCUUGUGAGGAGCUACAUUCGAUAUUACACUUGGUGCUACAGGCGGGAAAUAUCAUGAAUGCAGGAGGAUAUGCUGGCAACGCAGUAGGAUUUAAACUGUCCUCUCUGCUCAAAUUGGCAGACACGAAAGCCAACAAACCUGGGAUGAACCUUCUGCACUUUGUUGCCCAGGAAGCCCAAAAGAAUGAUGAUGGUCUUCUCCACUUUUCUGAAAAGUUACAUCAUGUUCAGGAGGCUGCUAGAUUAUCUCUGGAGAACACGGAGGCAGAACUGCACUCGCUCUUCGUCAGGACAAGAUCUCUGAAGGAGAACAUCCGGCGGGAUGAUGAGCUCUGUCAGCAGAUGCAAGACUUCCUUCAGUUUGCUCUGGAAAAGCUGACCGAACUGGAACGCUGCAAACAAGAGCUCCAGGAGGAGGCCCACACCCUUAUAGAUUUUUACUGCGAAGACAAAGAAACCAUGAAACUGGAUGAAUGCCUUCAGAUAUUUCGAGACUUUUGCAUCAAAUUCAGCAAAGCGGUCAAGGACAACCACAACCGGCAGGUGCAGGAGCUGAGGCAGCUGCAGCGGAAGGAGCAGGAGCGGAAGCGGCGUUCCUGGGCGGCUGGGGAGCUCAUGGGAUUCGGCCGGAGCAGCAGUGAGAAUGACGUGGAGAUGCUGAUCAAGAAGGGCGCGGAGGACCUGCCCUCCUUCCUGCACCGCAGGCCUGUCAGCCCCUCCUACCGGCCCCCCAACACCCGCCGCUCCCGCCUCUCCCUGGGCACCACCGCCGACCGGGAGCUGCUGACCUUCCUGGAGAGCUCCGUGGGCAGCCCAGAGGACCCCAACAAGUUCAAUAGCUUGCCCUGGAACAGCCCCCGGCAGGCCCGGCCCACGGUGGCCUGGAUGGAGUCUAGGGAGCCAAGGGACCAGGACUCCAAAGGCACACACAGGCCUCAGGCCUCAGAGGGCGAGGCGGGAGCCCCCGACCCACCCUCAGCCUUGUGUGGCCAGCUCCUUGUCCCCCAAAUCGAGGAGCCUGCUCCGGUUUUGCUUCGACCUCGGCGUGGCAGACUCAGCGUGCCCCAAAAAAGGAACAGCGAGCCUGUGGGCCUGACAUCUCUCUGGUCCCCUCCACUCUCGCCCCUGACUCUGGAAAUUAAGGAGCAUGAGCUGGUGACUGGGCUGGCCCAGUUCGAGGUCCAGGUUCCCAAGGACCCAGAGGAGGCACCCCAGCAGAACCUGUCCGACUUCAGCCCAGCGGAACUGGUACCUUCAGAGGAUGGGGCCCUGCAGCCCCUCAGCACCGGCACUGGUGACGGCAGCCUGACGUCUGAGGGUGCGGGGGCCCAGGGUGGUCUCGGUCCAGCCCUGGACGGUGAUAGGCCUGCCCCUGACGAGCCCAGCUUCGACCCUGAGAACAAAGACCCUGGGCCUCUGUCCUGCAUCUCUGAUGUCACCGAUUGCUCGCUCACCUUGGACUGCUCGGAGGAAACCAACUCCAGGCCAGGCGGUGGGGAGGCAGGGGAGAGGGGCGAGGAGGAUGGCUCUGUGUCCUCUGGGGUAGGGGAGACGAGUGGUAGCCAAGUGUCCUCUAACCCUGUCUCUAGUCCCCCUGACGAGACCCCUGCUCCCGCCUCUGCGAAGAGUGGGCCUGGCGUCAAGGGUGGUCUUUCCAGGGACAGACCCUCUAAAGGGAAGGAUGGGGUGGCACCAAAGAGAAACUCCCUCAAAGAGGUGUCCCAGGGAGCCCCCAAGCCAGGGGCCGCCCCACGAGGCCAGGGGGCGGUGCCCAAGCCCGUGCGGACCCUGACAUCCUCGGAGAGUGAGAGCAUGCGCAAGGUCGUGCACAUCUCCAAGGCCAGCAGGGGCUCUGCGGGCUGGAAGCAGCCCCCUCGGGAGCCGCCCAGCAGCAGCGGCACAGACGCGCCGUGGUCCCGCCGGAACUCUGUAAAGGGCACAUCGGACACCUCGCCCAGGAGGUCCUCGAAGGGGCCUGGGGAGGUGACCGAGGAGCAGAAGCCACAGGAGCAGAAGCCACUGCGAGCGAGGCUCGGUUCCGGCAGCUCCCGGCCCGGGAAGGAGCCCACCCUGCAGCCCAGGGGCUCCCUGAAGAAGCCCAGCGCCAAGCCCCUCCGGAACGUCCCCCGACAGAAAUCCGAGGAGAAUAAGAUCUGCCUCCCCAGCUCCCCAGGCCCCGAGAGCCCAGAGGAAGAGCCCAAGCCCCCUCCACCCACCCCCCGCAGCACCCCCCACGUGCCGAGCUUUGCCCGAAACACAGUGGCCUCCUCGUCUCGGUGCAUAAAAACAGAUUCUUUUCCUGUGAACAAGGCCCCCGGCCUCACUCGGGCAGUCUCCCACCGGCAGCUGAGGGUGAAGAGCAGCUCCGACGACGCGGGCCCCAAGGAGGGUGGCACCUUGCGGCGGGCCAGCAGCACCCGGGCCUCCAGAAAGUGCCCGGAGUCUCCUGAGGGUCCCAGUGCCAACACGGAGCUCUCUCUGAAGGGCAGAGGCACCGGGGAGAGGGCCUCCUUCAGACAGAAGGACUCCAGUCGGACCACACUGGGGAAGAUCCUCAAUCCCUUGGGGAAGUGACGAGUGCCUGCGCCCUCUCCUCCUGGGCUUCUCAUGGGGACCGACUGCUGUGAAGGGCCAGCACCCCAUGUCUCUUCCACAGCACGUGAGUCACUGGUGCCACCUGCAAACGUUCACGUCGUUGACCGCACCACCUGCCCUGUGGACUGCUGCCCCCUGUCAAGUCCCCGGUCGCCCCUGUCUCCACAACGCCUUGUGCACACACGCGGGAGGGCUGUGCACGCACAUCCUCUCCGACAAAGGCCCGGUGAAAGACUGGGGCGUGUAAGGUGGCUUCUCACAUAAUGAGCAAAAAAGGAAUUUUGGCCAGUUUUUAUAGAUCAAAGGCUUAUUUUUUAAUAUAAAAAUUCAGUGUUUUAGUUGGUUCCUUUUGCAGAGUGAAUGCCUCCUGGGGGGGGGGGGGGGAGAAGGCGGAAGAGAGACCGCUUUGUAUGAAGAUGUUUUUAUCUUCCUGCGGUCCCCGGCCUCAGGGUUCCACCUGCCCACCCACCGUCCAUUGCUGGCAACUGGACUUCUUCCCAAGCCCUGGGUGUUCUGGGGUUGGCUGUGUCCUGGAAGACUCUCUGCCUUGUGCACCUGUACCUGCGUGACUUUGGGUGAGGGUUUGAGUGUGAGCAGGAGGGAAAGUGCGACCUGUGGGUGGAGAUUGGUGCUCCUGCGAGUUCAGGGGGCCCUGGGGACAGUGGGAUGUGCACUCAGGGACGUGCCUCCCUGCAGGCGGGUGGCAGUCCCUGUGGAGUGUUGGGUCUUUCAGAAUUUAGAAGACAUCGGGGGCCGUUCAGCUGAUCACACCUUUCCCAUUCCUUGUUUUCCUGUUCGUGUGUUGUCUGUCGUACACCUGAUGAAAGCUGCUAUGACUUGUGUUCGCUGCAGGUACAGGUGAGGAUGAACCUGCCUGCCCCCCGGUCCUCUCCAUCUGCUCCCAGCCGUUCCGUCUUUUCUGACGUGACCUGGAUUCUGGAGUCUCUGUCUGGACAGGGAGGGAUACUUUUCAAUGUUGAUGUCUGUUCUUUGGGACAGUGGUUUUGAAAUCUGGAGAAAAACCAAAUCAAGUUUUUUAAAAACAGACUAAAAAAAUGAGAUUACUUUUGGAAGAAUUUCUAUCAUCAGGAAAAAUGAGGCUUUGGGGAAAAGGCCUCGUUCAAAAGAAAGGGGGGAAACGUGUAGUUUUUCUACUCAGGCCCCACUUCACAACUUCUCUCUGAGACCAGCAGGGAAACCAGGGGGGAGAGCGGGGGGACUGAAGCUUUUCUGGUUUCUACUUUUGGUCACUUGUUAGUGUAAACUGCAUUUCAGAUCCAACGGUGGUACAUGGGUUUAGGCAAAUAAGAUGUAUUCCACUCUCUUUCCUGUACGAUGUUACCUUCCAACCAAAUGAAUUGGAAACUCGCCUUGAAUGAAUCAGCUAAAUUGAAAGGGUAAACUUGAUGGUUGAAGACUAAGGCACCUGACCACCCAACCUCUUGUAAAAAUAGCCCCGAGUGGGUGUUUCCAGGGCUCCGCAGAGUGGGGUAGUGGGAACCCUGAGCUGUGUUUCACCACACAGACAACAGCAUUCAAAACAGGCCCCAUGGGGGGGACGGGAGAUGGGUGAAAGGAAAAGUUCGAAGGUCUGUGGGUAAUGACAGAGUCAGGACUCCUAGGUGAGACUCAAAGGACCAGGGUUCAAGUCCCUGUUCCACGGCUGAUACUCUGUAACUUGGGCAGGCCACUCGCUCUCCCCAAGCCUGUUUCCCAGUCUGCAGAGGUUGGGCACAGCCUGCAGACAGGUCUCCAGGGGUCCUGGCUCCAACAGUCCGAGUCAUCGUGUCAUCGUAAACAACCAAGCACCCCUCCCCGCCCUCAGAAGCAACCCCCAGCACCUGUUCAGCAGGGGCCUCACCAAAGGCCUGGUCAGAAGAAAGCACCUCCAGAACAACUGUUACGUUGAAAUUUAAUAACCUGGGAAGUGGUGUUUUAUUUUACUUAGCCCUGUGGACAACUUCUGCAUUUGCAUCUGUGCGAGCAGGUGAUCAUUCUAUUACCUUUUAUUGGUAGUAAGCUUGGAAGAAUAAUUUAAGUAUAUAAUGGAGAAAUGUAAAUAAGUUUCUAUAUAAAAUUGUUUAAGAUGAACUGAAUGUAUUUAAAGGUCCAUUUAUAUGUUCUUUUACGUAACACAUAGUUGAA
Molecule: messenger RNA, 5895 nt
Organism: Artibeus jamaicensis (Jamaican fruit-eating bat)
Lineage: Eukaryota; Metazoa; Chordata; Mammalia; Chiroptera; Phyllostomidae
Gene: FHDC1
Product: FH2 domain containing 1
Exons: 12
Coding region: 301-3729 (1142 amino acids)
Biological process (GO): actin filament polymerization
Cellular component (GO): cytoplasm; actin filament
Molecular function (GO): microtubule binding; actin binding
Source: RefSeq, a predicted model, not a curated record